This is a messenger RNA of Caretta caretta (loggerhead turtle), 1768 nucleotides long. RefSeq names its product acid phosphatase 5, tartrate resistant (gene ACP5). Lineage: Eukaryota; Metazoa; Chordata; Testudines; Cheloniidae. The record is from RefSeq and is a predicted model, not a curated record. Gene Ontology annotation, molecular function: acid phosphatase activity. Gene Ontology annotation, biological process: bone resorption.
CACAGCGUCCGCAGUGGCGACCGGACAGCUCCCAGGUGGCACCACGAGGGCUCCCCGACGGCGGGCGGGGGCAUCUCUGAGACCGAAGCAGGCAGGGUUUGAUCCCUGACAGCGCCACGCUCCCCUCAGCGCCUGGCGGCGAAACUGACAAGCGUUUUGCCUAGAGGGAUUCUCUAUGAUUUGAAUCUGAUUACCCUGAAAAGUAUUUACCAUCCUGAUUUUAGAGAUGGCAGGUUACCUGUGUCUCUCCGCGCUCCUCCUGGUGGCUCUGCCGACCCCCUACGCCAGCCUGCUCUCCGCCGGCUCCUCCCUGCGCUUCAUCGCCCUGGGGGACUGGGGCGGGGUGUCCAAUCCCCCCUUUCACACGGUGCGUGAGGUGGCCACAGCCAAGGAGAUGGGCCGUACGGUGGCAGCGUUGGGCGCGGACUUCAUCUUGUCCCUCGGCGACAACUUCUACUACAACGGGGUGCGGGAUGUCAACGACAAGAGGUUCCAGGACACCUUUGAGGCUGUGUUCAAGGCGCAGUCGCUGCGCAAGGUGCCGUGGUAUGUGGUGGCCGGGAACCACGACCACUCAGGGAACGUCUCGGCUCAGAUCGCCUACAGCAAGGUCUCCAAGCGCUGGAACUUCCCCAACUACUACUACAGCCUGAAGUUCAAGGUCCCCAAGAGCAACGCCACGGUGGCUCUCCUCAUGAUCGACACUGUCACCCUGUGUGGGAACUCGGACGACUUCCAGUCCCAGCAGCCCCAGCAGCCCCAGGACGUGGGGCUGGCCCGCAGCCAGCUGGCCUGGCUCCGCAAGCAGAUGGCUGCCUCCCAAGACGACUACCUGCUGGUGGCUGGCCACUACCCGGUGUGGUCGGUGGCCGAGCAUGGGCCCACCCAUUGCCUGGUGAAGCACCUGCAGCCACUGCUGCUCAAGUACAAGGCCACUGCCUACCUGUGCGGCCAUGAUCACAACCUGCAGUACCUGCAGGACAAGGCUGGCGUGGGCUACGUGCUGAGCGGGGCCGGCAACUUCAUGGAGAACUCACGGAAGCAUGAUCACAAGGUCCCCGAGGGCUACCUGCGCUUCUUCUACGCCGAGCCGGCGUCCCUGGGCGGCUUCGCCUACGUGGAGAUCGACAGCAAGGAGAUGAGUGUCACCUAUAUCGAGGCCAGCGGCAAGUCCCUCUACAAGACCUCCCUCCCCCGGAGGAGCCGCCUCUGAGACCCCCUCCCCACGUCCCCAUCUAGGAGGGUGCAGGAAGUAGGGGUUCAGAGCUCACUCCUCUUUCGUUUGGCUCUAAGGGAAACGCUGUGAGAGGCAUUGAAGCUGUCUGAUUUUUAAGGCUCCUGCAUCCGAUCUCUGGGGGAAUCCUCCCCUGGAGAACCCCCCCCCCCCCCCGCCCUGUUUAUUGCUUGAUCCUCUCUUCCCUCCUCAAUAGAUCAUUCCAGCCCCCUUUGACUCCCUCAAACCAAUGGUGGCUUUGGGGCCCUCCCCAUAGGUUUCUGUGUCCAGGACCCUUUGCAGAUGGGCCAGGGGAAUCAGAGUCUGUGCUCCCUUUCCCAUCCACACCACCCACGUCCCUGGUGAGACGUCCCCGUUUCUUUGCCUGCUGCACACACGCCUCCCCGCCCUGCUGCUCGGAGGGCCCAGGUCGUGGGUUUCCACUGAGAUAUCACUGGGUUGGUUGGGGCCCGUCUCCUGCCAUCUCCUCUCUCUAUCCCACUUCUAGGGGCAGCACAUGGCUGCUGUGGGAGAAGGGUGGGAAUACGCAAACCU